Molecule: messenger RNA, 1845 nt
Organism: Paramecium tetraurelia
Lineage: Eukaryota; Ciliophora; Oligohymenophorea; Peniculida; Parameciidae
Exons: 3
Source: RefSeq, a predicted model, not a curated record
AUGAAUCAAAGUACUCGCCAAAAUUAACGAGCUCCAUAUUCCCUCAAUUAAUCUAUGACAAACGGAUUGCCAGUAUUGAAUUAGGACAACACAAAUAUGGGCACAUUUUAAUUCCAUAGGAGAAGACUUACACAUAAAUAUUAAGAUUCUCCAAACAAUGAAUUUGCUACGGGCAGAUCACUGUUUCCACUCAAGAAGGAUGCUGAAGAAUUGAAAGAAGAAAUUAUGCAAUUAAAAAAAGAGAAUUAUCAACUAAAGCAUUUAAACCAAUAAUUAUGUUUUUAGAUAAAACUUGAUGAGAAAGAACAAAUUGAGAAACGAACUACACAGGAUGGAUCUGAUGAUUUUACGAUAACCAUUCAAAACACCAGACUUGCUGAAAAACUAAAAUAGGCUAGGUUACUGCUGCAAGAGAAAUAGACUGAAAUCGAUAAUUUGAAAAAGAAUACUCGUUAUAUGCGGCUAUAAGAGAUGGAAACUGAACUCUGUGUAACCAAGUUAAAGUUUGAGUUUUUAAGCAAGUAAUUCAACUAAAUUUUAAAGACUGACAGUGAGGUAAACAAAUUUCAAAAAUUAACUGUUCAAACCAUUCAAUUAGAAGAAUAAUUGAGACAAUUCACCUAUUCACAUCAAAAGCAAAAGAAGAAAAUUUUAAAUCUAAGACAAGAACUAUUGACAUGUUAAGCACUGAAGGAGAAAUAUAGGAAGUAAUAUGAAUAGGUAUCAAAUGAGUUUGUUAAAUUCAAAAAGGAUCAUGAAUAAGAAAUCUAAAAGAAAAAUAAAUACAAAGAAACCAUAGAAAAUCUAAAUUAUUAAUUAUCUAGCUAAUAGACUUAAAUCAUGCAAUUUUAAAUUGAUUUAGAAAAGUAGAGGAUGUUAGUAUCUUAGAAAUAACAUUAAUUUAAGGAAUUGGAAGAUUAAUAUGAGUCGAAGAAAUCAUGGCUUACUAAUAAGAAGGAAGUCCCUUAAGUGUCCUAAGAAAUUUUAGAUGAAAAAGUUAACAAAAAUAAAAUCAUAAUAUCCGAAGAUGAAAUGAUUCGUUCUAUUAAACUAGGGUCACAUUCUAAAAUUGUAGUUGAGGAUGAGAUUAAAGACAAAUCUUAAGUGAUUCAACAUCGUGGAAGUCUAGAUUCUGUAGUGGAGGAGCAAAAGACAUCUUAGGUUUAGAGUUAAAGGCACUUGUAAGAAAUUGAAUUUGCAAUUUAAAAAUUACCUCGCGUUAAUUUUUAGGAUGUUGAAAAUAUUGGAAAAUCUUUGAAAUAUUAAUUAAUGGCUGAAAAGAUAGCGAUGGAGGACCUAAAUACAUUUUUCGAUUAGAAAUAGGAAAUUACAAUUGAAGAAUUAGUGGGUAUAUUAUAAGCCUAUCCUUUUAAUAUUUAAGAUGAUAAGUAAGCAUUAUUAUUGGCUCGUUACUUGAUUGAGGACAAUUCAUAGUAAUUUGUUGAUUUUACACCUUUUUAAGUCAAUAACAUAUGCAUAAUCAAAAGUGUACUGAAGAAUGUCAUAGGGAAAUACACAUUGAUAAAUGAGGAACAAUAUUAGCAAAUUAUUAAUUCUAUUGCCUAAUAAAUUUGGAAAUUUAGAUAAUUAAUUGUUGAACAAAUCAAGGGCAUCCUAUUCAAAAGAGCAAACACUCAAAAUUGUGAGUUAUGCUAUGAAAGUGAAUUUAAGGCUGCUUUAUAAGUUAGCAAUGUGUAAUUGGAUGAGAGGCAGAAGGAAAGCUUGGGAUAGUUCAUUUUUAAGGAAUUCAAUGGAAACAAACUGUUUGAUUAUAAAAGUCUGAUUGAUAAAUUUGGAUUUCAACUUUAGCAUAAUUCACCAGUUUUAUUGCAAAAAGCUCAAUGA